AACUGACUUUUGAAACAGUGACGACAAUUGGUGUUUGAUCAAAAUCCGUCAUCUGAUCGGGAGCUAUUAUGGUUCUAAAACCAAGGGAUCGUUCCAGAAACCAGAAUAGCAGCACGCCUGCAAACGGGUCUGUCUGUCACCAUCACUGUGAUUCGGUGGAUGAUCAGAAACUAGUCUCACGGUGAAUUGGCUUAUCCACUUAGUGUGAUUAUGUGAAACAAUGUUCUGCUUCUAGUCAUCAGGCAGUAGUGAUCUUAUCAUCUUAAUCAACCCCAGGCUCUUGAGAAGCCCCUAGUCUGUUUACAUAUUGCGAAUGGCUGAGCUGUGCACACACAAGUCAUGAGGCAGUAGUGCGCUUGAUAAACCCCAGGCUCCUUUCAGAGAAAGUUCAGGGAUAUUCCCACUCAGUGGCCCAGAACAUCUUGUCUGAUAUGCACGGAGCGCAUACGUUUAAUAUGCAAAAGUGAGUUCAUGGGAACGCUGUACACGAUGGGCUGAACCACCACGAAGGAUAGCAUAAAGAAAGUCAGGCUGUUUUGGUCUCAUCAUCUCCGUUUGUUCAAUGAAGUCAUUGCCACUCAUAGGAGCCCUGUCAUCAGCUUGCCACUUGAUGUUUUCAAUUGCUGUACCAGUUGCAAGGUCCAUGGAUUUAAUCUUUGCCUCACCUACUCCGAAUGGAGGUUGUUCACUGGAUUCCUGUCUCAGUCCCUGAUCCGACCUUUCUGUAAACUGCGCUUUGUAUCACAUCCUUAACAUGAAUGAUAGACCACUACAGUAAUCAGUAUGUAGUGACGGAUAGAUUCCUGAAUGCGAGAGCUGUUACAAUGUUAAUCUAGCUAAAAUGUUACUCCGUCAGAUAGGCUGAGGAAAGUCCCCUUUAUUUUGUUAUUUUGUUGCAGGAGAACCAACUCCUUUGCUCCACGCAACAACUCAGUAAUGAUCCACCAACUAUACUGCUUCUAACAUUGAAGUAGCUUUUUUUAAAAAAAAAAAUCAGUUAUUCUUUUAUAAGGACUACACUAUGAAGGAAUGGAAAAGUAACUUUGCUCAAGUAAUAUUCAAAAAUUGAAAUGAUAUUACUGUACUUACUUACAUACAGUUCAUCAAUGGCCAAAGCACCGCCAAUGAUUUUAAAAAGCAGGAGAUGAGAUAACAUAUGCUCCAAAGUCAUCUUUCUCCUCGCCGUCCUAUGGUGUAUCCUAACGUGGCUCCGUCUAAACAAUCACAAUAAGCACAAAAACUUGGCGAAUUAGGGCGGUUGGUCGGCCAAUAUCAGCCACAAAACACGAUCAAAAUUUGAAUUAUCAAUGUUGUGGUGAUCAUUGCACACCGCCCAUAAUAUUGUAAUGCACAGUUGAGGCAUGGCACCAGGUCAUUAGCGCCUUAGGACGAGUAUUUAAGCACACUAAGCACAAGGAACUCCUCGCAUCAGAUAAGCCAGCCGUCUCCUCUGAAUAAGCAGCCCAAGGGCUCCUCUACUACUGUCAGAGAGAACCAGAGAAGCAGGGGAAAAGAUGGUGAAGCUUGCAUUUGGAAGCUUGGGCGACUCUUUCAGCGCGGCGUCCCUCAAGGCCUAUGUCGCCGAAUUCAUUGCCACGCUCCUCUUCGUGUUCGCCGGCGUCGGCUCCGCCAUUGCCUACUCGCAAUUGACAAAGGGCGGCGCGCUGGACCCCGCCGGCCUGGUGGCCAUCGCCAUCGCCCAUGCGUUCGCGCUCUUCGUCGGUGUCUCCAUGGCCGCCAACAUCUCCGGCGGGCACCUGAACCCCGCCGUCACCUUCGGCCUCGCCAUCGGCGGCCACAUCACCAUCCUCACCGGCAUCUUCUACUGGGUCGCCCAGCUGCUCGGCGCCUCCGUGGCGUGCCUUCUCCUGAAGUUCGUCACCCACGGAAAGGCCAUCCCGACGCACGGCGUGUCCGGCAUCAGCGAGAUCGAGGGCGUGGUGAUGGAGAUAGUGAUCACCUUCGCGCUGGUGUACACCGUGUACGCCACCGCGGCGGACCCGAAGAAGGGCUCCCUGGGCACCAUCGCCCCCAUGGCCAUCGGCUUCAUCGUGGGCGCCAACAUCCUGGCCGCGGGGCCCUUCAGCGGCGGCUCCAUGAACCCGGCCCGCUCCUUCGGCCCCGCCGUGGCGGCCGGCAACUUCGCCGGCAACUGGGUCUACUGGGUUGGCCCGCUCAUCGGCGGCGGCCUCGCCGGGCUCGUCUACGGCGACGUGUUCAUCGCUUCCUACCAGCCCGUCGGCCAGCAGGAGUACCCAUGAGCAGCACGGUCUGCUCGGAGCCAGGGCCCACGGUCCAUUGUGUCAGUUCCAUCGUCGUCGUCACCUCGCCUCCUCGCCUUGUGAUUAUGUUCGGUCCCCUUUGCAUUUCCCUUUUGGAUUUCACCAACGACGAUGCAUGCCAACAAGUUGUAUGAGAACCGUUCGAUCUAUAUAUACACGUACGGUUCAACGUUCCCAAGUACAACAACAA
Messenger RNA from Panicum virgatum (switchgrass), 2472 nucleotides. RefSeq names its product aquaporin TIP2-3-like. Gene Ontology annotation, biological process: transmembrane transport; water transport. Gene Ontology annotation, cellular component: plant-type vacuole membrane. Gene Ontology annotation, molecular function: water channel activity. Lineage: Eukaryota; Viridiplantae; Streptophyta; Magnoliopsida; Poales; Poaceae. The transcript is spliced from 3 exons. Bases 1515 to 2261 code for a protein of 248 amino acids. The record is from RefSeq and is a predicted model, not a curated record.